UACUCGAUGUAUAGUUAAAAAAUGGGAGGGCACACUUGAACCGAGCUCUUCUAUGAAGGUAGGCUGCAGCGUGUGUUUAUUGAUGAGAUGAAAAGAAGAUGGAAGUGAGAAAUGAAACAAAGUAAAGGAACAUACUGAGAAAGAAGAAAAGCAAAGUAAACACGCUUCGUCGGGGGGAAAAACAGGGAAACACUGUCGCCACUUUUUUUGAACGAGCUUCGAAGUGCAGCAGAGGAACACAUGAUUUGGACAGAGAAGACUGACAGCCUUGCCUAGCACCAGGCCACUGAUCAGCCAUCUCCACCAGCAAAUUGACCCGCUCUUCAUCACCAGCCUCACAAGCAUUUUCAUUUAAAAAAAAAAACAAAACAUCAUCUAACUGUUUUUGUAAACCUGGCUGGCCAACAUGUUACUGCCAUGUGUAAAAGGUGACAUCAGUUGCAAGGGGAUGACCGAGCGCAUUCAUAACAUCAAUCUCCACAACUUCAGCAAUUCUGUACUUGAGACCCUCAAUGAGCAACGAAACCGCGGGCACUUCUGUGACGUGACCGUUCGGAUCCAUGGAAGCAUGCUGCGAGCUCACCGGUGCGUGCUGGCCGCUGGAAGCCCAUUCUUUCAGGACAAGCUGCUCUUGGGCUACAGCGACAUCGAGAUCCCCUCUGUGGUCUCAGUGCAAUCCAUCCAGAAGCUGAUUGACUUUAUGUACAGUGGAAUCCUGCGGGUUUCUCAGUCAGAAGCGCUACAGAUCCUCACCGCUGCCAGCAUUCUGCAGAUCAAGACCGUCAUCGAUGAGUGCACCCGCAUCGUGUCCCAGAAUGUGGGCCUGGCUGGUCCGGGGGGGUUCCCUGUGAUACCAGGAGAUUCUGGCCAGGAGACGCCCCGUGGCACACCAGAGUCUGGCACCUCUGGGCCCAGCAGUGAUGCAGAGUCAGGCUAUAUGCAAGUAACAUCACAGCAAAGUGUAGAUCGUACAUACACAUCCCUGUACUCCUACCCCGGCCUGUCUCUGCAGAAUGGCACCCGAGAGCGGUCCCUUUACGUUAACCCCCUGUCAGCAAAUUAUGAUCCAAGCAAUCAGAAGGACCAGCAAUCUCAAGAUCCGCCCUGGAUAAACCGCAUCCAGGAACGGUCCCAGCAGGUGGAACGCUUCAUGUCCAGUGCAGAGUCCACUCACUGCCGCAAGCAACCACGACCGGUACGCAUCCAAACAGGAGGGAUGCACAUAAAGCAGGAGGCCGAAGACGAGUUCACCUGCUACGACAUGGGGGACUGCCAAGAUGACACUGACCACAACGAGGGCGUGGAGGGCGAAUCCAAGGUUGAAAACUUUGACUCAGGGGUCAGCUCCUCCAUCAGCACAGAGACGGACACCAUGGAGCAGCAGCCGUACCUGACGAGCUUCAGUCGAGACGCGGUUGGGGAAGGGCAGCAAGGCAUCGAAGGAGCUCCAGUGCAGAUAGAGGUCAGCGACUCGUCCCCAGAGCGGAUGCAAAAGACGGAGGACGGGGACACUUCCCACAGCACUAGUGACAGUAGCAUGAUGCAUCCCCUGCCAAACUCAGUCAAACUCAGUCCCAUGUCCCAGUACAUGCGCCAGAUAGAAUCACACACCAGCAACCUGAGGAUGCCGAUCACCGUGCCCAGCAAUUCCCAAGUGAUGGGCACCGCCGGAAGCUCCUUCCUGCCCACACUCUUCCCCACGCAGCCGUCUAGAGACCACAAGCCUUUCCUUUACCUUCCUGGCCAGCAGCAGCCCCAGUUCGUGGCAGUGCCGCCACCCGCAAUGCCAUCAUUCCCGAACCCCAUGUCGGUACCGCAGGCUCCAUCUCAGCAGCAGCAGGCUGCAGGAGGGAUUGGUCCGGGGGAAAAGAAGCCCUAUGAAUGCACUCUCUGCAGUAAGACCUUUACUGCCAAACAGAAUUACGUCAAACACAUGUUUGUCCAUACUGGUGAGAAGCCUCAUCAGUGCAGCAUCUGCUGGCGCUCGUUCUCCCUGAAGGAUUACUUAAUUAAACAUAUGGUGACACACACAGGGGUGCGCGCCUACCAGUGCAGCAUCUGCAACAAGCGCUUCACCCAGAAGAGCUCGCUGAACGUCCACAUGCGGCUGCACCGUGGAGAGAAGUCCUAUGAGUGCUACAUCUGCAAGAAGAAGUUCUCACACAAGACCCUGCUGGAGCGCCACAUGGCCCUGCACAGCAACGCCAGCGCCAUCACGGGGCUGUCUGUGAGUGUGGGCACCCCGGGCCCGGUCUCCAUCCCAAUGCCGAUAGCCGUCCCCGAGCCCGGAGCCGGAGUUGUGGCCCUCGCCAUGCCAGUGAGCGGCGGCGCCGGAGUAGGGGCCGGGGUUGGAACGGGAGUGGGUGUAGCUGCCGAAGCAAGCUGCCAAGAAGGGACCACCUACGUGUGCUCCGUCUGCCCUGCCAAGUUCGACCAAAUGGAGCUCUUCAAUGACCACAUGCGAAUGCAUGUCUCCGAUGGAUAAGUACAAAUUUAAAGAAAAAAAAAAAAAGAAACUUAUUUCUGAAAGAAUGACAAAUACAAUGGCACUAGAUUUUCCUUUUCUUAUUUUGAGGUAUGAAGAGUAAUGAGUAUAGACACUGGCACAUUAAGUUUCCCCAAAAAAAAGUUUUCUUUUUUUUUUUUUCCUGUUAUUCUAAAAGAAAAAAAGAUGGUGGCCUUAAGGCUCAGUGGUUUGAUAUUGAUCUACUGGAUGGAUCCAAACUACGGGCCUCUAAAUGUAUGCUUUCCUAAAAUACUGAUUUAUGUGUUGAACACUACCGAAAGGCCUACGAAAGAAACACAUACACACAAACACACCUUUAGUCUAGAUACGUCUGAAUGACUUUAAAUGAGCAAAUAUGUUUGAAUGUUUGUGAUUUUUGCAUAUAAGUCUGUCUCUUUUAUUUGUCCAAGUGUGUGCGCGUCUGCGCGUGUGUGUGUGUGUGUAUUGCUAUGACACAUGAAUCAUGGCAGUUGUGAAUCCAUAUUGACCAGUUUGGAAACAUAGAUGUCCAAGCUUACUGUGGUAUAAUUUUAAACAACGAUAACAAUAAAAGACAAAAAACUGAAGAAAAAAAAAACCUGGGGUUGGGCUACAUAUUCCCUCUAAAAAUACUGAUGGUCACAAGAUUGCCUUCUUCUAUCAAAUAAAAAAAGGAGAGUACUUAAUUUGA
This is a messenger RNA of Poecilia latipinna (sailfin molly), 3176 nucleotides long. It is a transcript of the gene zbtb20, whose product is annotated as zinc finger and BTB domain containing 20. NCBI's taxonomy places the organism in Eukaryota, Metazoa, Chordata, Actinopteri, Cyprinodontiformes, Poeciliidae. Gene Ontology annotation, biological process: regulation of transcription by RNA polymerase II. The record is from RefSeq and is a predicted model, not a curated record. The coding region runs from base 407 to 2485 and encodes 692 amino acids. Gene Ontology annotation, molecular function: DNA-binding transcription factor activity, RNA polymerase II-specific; protein binding; RNA polymerase II cis-regulatory region sequence-specific DNA binding. The transcript is spliced from 5 exons.